Molecule: messenger RNA, 606 nt
Organism: Brassica rapa (field mustard)
Lineage: Eukaryota; Viridiplantae; Streptophyta; Magnoliopsida; Brassicales; Brassicaceae
Product: NADH dehydrogenase [ubiquinone] 1 beta subcomplex subunit 10-B
Cellular component (GO): respiratory chain complex I
Source: RefSeq, a predicted model, not a curated record
CAACUACAAUCCAGAAGCGAAUCACGAAGACGAGUGAGAGAAGAAGAAGCAAUGGGGAGAAAGAAGGGAUUGCCGGAGUUCGAAGAGACGGCGCCGGAUGGCUUCGAUCCGGCGAAUCCUUACAAGGAUCCGGUGGCGAUGAUGGAAAUGAGAGAGCACAUCGUCCGUGAGAAGUGGAUCCAGAUCGAGAAGGCGAAGAUCAUGCGCGAGAAGGUCAAAUGGUGUUACCGCGUCGAAGGAGUCAACCAUUACCAGAAAUGCCGUCAUCUCGUCCAGCAGUACCUCGACUCCACUCGCGGCGUCGGAUGGGGGAAAGACCACCGUCCUAUGUCGCUCCACGGCCCUAAGCCUGAGGCCGUUGAAGCUGAAUAAUGAUUAAUCUGAGGUGACGGAGCUUUUAAUACAAGACAUGAAAAGGUCUUUGGACUCUGCAGAUUUGCUCUUGUUUGUUCUUUUUCUUUUUGUUGAAACAUGUCAGUCUUUGGACUGGCGGAUACAUGGAAGGGUUUUAUAAGCUUCAGUAAUGUAUUGAAGAAACUACACUCAACAUUAGUCUUUCAUUAUGCUACCCAAAUAAGUCCAUUUUUUCAUGUCUCUCUUUGUUCC